This is a messenger RNA of Aphis gossypii (cotton aphid), 1620 nucleotides long. RefSeq lists its product as uncharacterized. Gene Ontology annotation, molecular function: protein dimerization activity. The transcript is spliced from 3 exons. The record is from RefSeq and is a predicted model, not a curated record. Lineage: Eukaryota; Metazoa; Arthropoda; Insecta; Hemiptera; Aphididae. The coding region runs from base 1 to 1620 and encodes 539 amino acids.
AUGAAAAGCCGUGGGAAGGAUAAACAAGGAAAACUAGCCCAACAUUUUUCAUCAGCUUCACAUAAAGAAGCCAUGUUAGAUUAUUGUGCGUUUACUACUAAAUUUAACAACAUUGAUGUUUUUUUCAAUAAGCAAUUACGGCAAUCUGCUAUACGUGAGAAACAAGAACAAGCAUUUAAUAAAGAUGCAGUCAGUAUUUUGAUAGAUUUAGCACGUACUUUAGCGAGACAAGGGCUUGCGUUUCGUAGUCAUAAUGAAGGUGCAAAUGAAUUACAAGAUGGAAAUUUUUAUCAAAUGGUUCUUUUACUUUCCCGUCACAAUGCAAUAUUAAAAAGAUGGCUUAAUGAUAAAUCUAUGCAUUCUCAUAAAGUGACAUAUCUCAGCAUUAAAUCUCAAAAUGAAUUUAUAGAACUUUUAGCUGCAGAAACACGUAAGAAUAUAGUUGAAGAAGUGUUAACAUCUGAUAUAUUCUCAGUUUUAGCUAAUACCACACCAGAUGUUGCACUUAAGGACCAAUUAUCUGUUUGUUUAAGGUAUGUUGACCAAGGAGGAUCACCAAAUGAACGAUUACUUGAUGUUAUUGAAGUUUCAGAUAAGACUGGAUAUGGAAUUGCAAAAAGUAUAUACGACACUUUGAUAAAACAUAAACUAAAAACUGGAAACAUAGCAUUUCAGUCAUAUGAUUAUGCCAGUAGUAUGAGUGGUGUUAACAAAGGAGCUCAACGUUAUUUUUCUGAGUUAGUUGGACAUAAUGUUUCGUAUAUUCCAUGUCAAGCUCACAGGUUAAAUACCUUCCUAGAACACGGAUGUAAGGCUAGUCUUAUAACUGGAAAUUUCAUUGACAUUCUUGAAAACAUUUAUGUAUUUUUCUCAGCAAGUACAAAAAGAUCAAAAUCUUUAGAGGCCAAAGAACUAAAUGUGUGUGAUGCAGCAGUCUUAAUAAAAAGUACAAUUUCAUCAUUGGAAAAAAUUAGAUUGGAAACAGAAAACAUGGACAAUUUGAUUAACAGUGCUAAAAUUACAGCUCAAUCAUUUGGUGUUGAUUCAGAUACAGACUUUAAUCGUUAUCACCGAAUUAGAAAGAGACCUAAGCGACUUGAUGAAAAUACUGACAAUAGUGCUCCUUAUGAAUUUUCAAAUUUAAAUGUUUUUGUUGAAACAAUUCAACCUAUGUAUAAAAUAUUAAGUGUUCCGUUGAAAGUGAACACAUCACAAGAUUUCAGUGAAGCCUUUUUUCUUUUCCCUCCUAUGAGUCAUGGAUCUAAGCUCUUAGAUUAUGAUGCAGUUGCAGCAGAAUGGGAAAUACUAGCUACCCAAUGUAUCAAUGAAAAUUUAAAAUGUAUAGAUGUCCUUCAAAAAUCAGAAGAAGUAAAACACAUAUUACCUUGUGCUAAUUGGUUUUUCCGCCUUUCAUUUACAUCACCAGUAACAACAGCUUCUAGUGAACGGACUUUUAGUAAAUUGAAACUUAUUAAACAGUGUUUACGUUCUACAAUGACUUCAAACCGUCUUAGCUCGUUGAUGAUAUUGAGUUGUGAAAAAGAUAUUGUCGAUAAAUUAGAUAUAGAUUCUGUUGUCACAAAAUGGUCUUUGGCCAAACAAAUAAGAAUAAAUAUUUAA